UAAUGUAAUGGAGCGCAGACCGUGCUGGCGUAGGCUGUUUGAUCCGCUCUUGCGGGUAGCGUCGUCGUAGUUUUCGCGGAGAAAUGCCGUGAAAAGUCGAAAGCCAUGGACAGCGACGAAGAGGGGGAGCCAGAUAUGGUCUUGACUGGAUUUUUGUUCGGAAACAUCGACGAACACGGACGACUCGAAAAUGACUUUCUCGAUCCGGAAUCAAAGCGAAAUCUCCACCAGCUCAACCAUCUGGGCAUUGGUAGCAUGUGGAAAGAGAUUACUGAGGGUGCGGAGGCUGACAACUCUCAAGACGGGCGUGACGAGAACGAGGAAGAAAAAGAGAAGUCGGCACAGACCAAUGAAGAAUAUUCAGAAAAAUUGCCCUCAUCAGUAGACUACUUCGAUUUUGAAGAACUGGCAGAUGAUGAUGGUGAUGAGAAGAAAGAGUCCCAACCCAUAUCUGAUGCUCCAUUACCGAGCCCUGAUCUGGCUGAAGAAAGUGACACUUUCGAGGGGGCAUUCCAACGAAUGCUCUAUGCUUGUCAGAGUCAAGAGUCGGACAACGAGAUUGGGGUGAAGCCAGAUGAGGAAGAAGGCUUUAGAGAAGGUUCUCAAGACUCGGAACUAAUGCCACCACCUCCAGUUCCGGCACCCUUACCAGGUUCUCAGCAGGCUGACAAAAGUAGCAAAGGAACAGAGGACACCAAGGAACAAUCUGAGGAUGAUGAGACGUCAGCAGCCCGAAAACGCAACCUCGACACCCCACUGGCAGCUAUGUUGCCAUCAAAAUAUGCAGACUUGGAUGUUACCGAACUCUUCCCAGAGUUUCGGCCUGGCCAAGUACUGCGCUUUUCACGACUGUUUGGCCCAGGGAAGCCAUCGAGCUUGCCACAGAUCUGGCGUGGAGUUCGUAAGCGGAAAAAGAAAAAACAAGGCCCAUUUUCUGACAUAGGUGGAGCAUCACAGGAUGCCAUGAAUGGCCGUGCAGAGGAGUUCGAGUGGUGCUUAGAUGUAGCUUCACCUCCACCUCCAGAUAUGUGUAUGCAAGAUGAUGAGCUGCGAUUGUUGCGGCCCGAAGAAGAGCAGUCGUCGGGCAACAAGAACGAAGCAUCGCGCUCAUCCGACGUGUCUCCACAAGUAGCAGAUUGGAGAUACGGACCGGCUCAGUUGUGGUAUGACAUGUAUGGGAUUCCGGAGACUGGAGACACAUUUGACUACGGCUUCAAAUGCAUAGAGGAAAAUGAUGAUAGGGACCAGUUUCCACACACCAUGCAACUGAAAGAAGUUCAAGACUUUCCCGACGAUGCAUAUCUCAUGGUCUCUCAGCUCCAGUGGGAGGACGAUGUCAUUUGGAAUGGAGACGAUAUCAAGCACAAAGUUCUGGCCAAACUGAACAAUAAGAACAAUGCAGCUGGCUGGGUUCCUUCAAUCCUCAAUCGAACAGCGUCAUCAUUUAGUCAGCAAGCCAAAAGUGUUUCUGGAGCAGCCCUGUUGGGUGCCUCUCAAAAGGGCAUGUCUCAGGGUAUGCUAGCCAAAGCAGGGGCCAAGUCUGGACUUCAGAAGUCCGAACCAGGCGACGACAGAGACGACACGUGGUACUCCAUCUUUCCUGUUGAAAACGAAGAACUCGUUUAUGGCUGCUGGGAAGACGAAGUCAUCUGGGAUGCACAGGCCAUGGUGAAGAAGCCGGAGCCACAGAUUCUGACCUUGGAUCCUAAUGAUGAGAAUAUCAUCUUGGGUGUGCCUGACGAUCCAGACCCGAAUUCACGUGCAAAUGCCGAACCAGUGAAAGAAAAAAAGCUGUUCAAUUCCAUUCGCAAGGAUAUGGUGCGCAAGUCACGGAUCCUCCUGGGAAAAGCGGGCGUCAUCGCCGAGCCUGAACCACCCAGCCCGCCUCCUGUGCAGACAAUGGAGAAGGACCCAUACAACAUAUCCAAUGAUGAGUUCUACAACCCCAAGCUGACACAGGACUCAGCCCUCAAGCCAAACGUGGGUGGCAACCUGAUUCAGCACUCGAUCCCGGCCAUUGAGCUGCGAGCCCCCUUCUUCCCCACCCACAUGGGGCCACUCAAGCUUCGGUCAUUCCACCGACCGACACUGAAACGCUACUCACAUGGUGCCCUGGCACAGCCUGGACCACACGGCGUCAUCCCACUACUCAAGCAUAUCAAGAAGAAAGCCAAGAUGCGAGAACAAGAGCGUCAGGCGUCUGGUGGCGGUGAAAUGUUCUUCAUGCGUACUGCCGAAGACUUGACAGGUCGGGAUGGGGAGGUGAUCCUGUCGGAAUACUCUGAAGAGCAUCCUCCAUUGGUCAUGCAAGUGGGCAUGGCCACCAAGAUUAAGAACUACUACAAAAGGCGACCAGGCAAGGACAGUGGGGCUCCUGAGUACAAGUAUGGCGAGACGGCCUACGCACACACCUCCCCCUUCCUGGGCUCCCUGGCGCCUGGCCAGAGCUUGCAGGCCUUUGAGAACAACCUCUUCCGGGCGCCCAUUUAUGAGCACAACCUGCCAGACUCGGACUUUCUUCUCAUACGUACCAGGCAGCACUACUAUAUCAGGGAAGUGGAGACGAUCUACACAGUUGGCCAGGAGCUACCACUUUUCGAAGUGCCAGGUCCCAACUCAAAGCGAGCAAACAACUUCGUCCGAGACUUUCUGCAGGUAUUUAUCUACAGGUUAUUCUGGAAAAGCACGGACCAUCCGAGGCGCAUCAAAAUGGAAGACAUAAAGAAAGCGUUCCCUUCUCACUCAGAAAGCAGCAUACGUAAGCGGCUCAAGUUGUGCGCAGACUUCAAGAGAACAGGAAUGGAUUCCAACUGGUGGGUUCUCAAGCCGGAGUUCCGGCUUCCCACCGAGGAUGAAAUUCGAGCUAUGGUUUCUCCGGAGCAGUGCUGUGCCUACUACAGCAUGAUCUCUGCCGAGCAGAGGCUCAAGGAUGCUGGUUAUGGGGAGAAGUCUCUGUUCGCACCAGAAGAUGAAAAUGACGAGGAAAUGCAAGUGAAAAUGGACGACGAGGUGAAAGCAGCUCCUUGGAACACGACACGAGCGUUCAUCUCUUCCGUCAAAGGAAAGUGCCUGCUGCAGCUGACUGGCGUAGCUGACCCGACAAGCUGCGGAGAGGGCUUCUCUUAUGUGCGCGUGCCAAACAAACCCCAGCAGUCAAAGGAGGAUGGCGCAAACCAACAGCCAGUUAAGAAGACUGUGACGGGUACCGACGCGGAUCUCCGGCGUUUGUCACUUAGCAAUGCCAAGCAAUUGCUGAGAAAGUUCGGUGUCCCUGAAGACGAGAUCAAGAAACUGUCACGGUGGGAGGUGAUUGACGUUGUGCGGACACUGUCUACAGAACAGGCAAAAGCUGGAGAGGAAGCCAUGAGUAAGUUUGCCCGGGGCAACCGGUUCAGCAUAGCGGAGCACCAAGAACGCUACAAAGAGGAGUGUCAACGCAUCUUCGACCUGCAGAACAGAGUCCUCUCUUCAAAUGAAGUGCUGUCCACGGACGAGGAUUCCAGCUCGGAGGAUGACUCUGACAUUGAGGAGAUGGGAAAGAACAUUGAGAAUAUGCUUUCAAACAAGAAGACAAGCUCACAGCUGUCGCAUGAAAGGGAAGAAGCAGAAAGACGAGAGUUGCAGAAGUUGAUCAUGGGAGAGGAUUCUUGUGCUGGCGACGACAAGAAGAAAAAGGACAAAGAUGGCAAGCAAAAGUCAGACAAAGAUGAUGACAAUGCAUCUAUGGCAAGCUUGCGAUCUAAUGAGAAUGGACGAAUAUUGAAGAUAUUUCGUACUUUCCGAAAUAAUAAAGGACGAGAAUAUGUCCGCAUUGAAACUGUGCGAAAGCCAGCCGUCAUUGACACGUACGUCAGAAUACGUACGACCAAGGAUCCGAACUUCAUACGCCAAUUUGCAUCUACUCUAGAUGAGCACCAGAAGGAGGAGAUUAGGAAGGAGCGAAGAAGAAUUCAAGAGCAACUGCGGCGACUCAAGCGCAAUGCUGAGAAAGAGAAACAUAUUCCUAUGAGAAAAAAACCUAAGAAGGAGCAACCGCAACUAAAGGAUCGUAUGGCAUUACAGAAUGGAGUGGUUACACAAAAGAACAUCAACGUUAAACAAUAUAAACUAAAGUGCGGAGCUUGUGGCGCUAUCGGGCACAUGCGCACCAACAAGGCAUGCCCCCAAUACCAGCCCAUGGCCCCAUUGCCUCCCGUGCAAGUGGCCAUGACAGAGGAGCAAGAGGAAGAGGAGGAGGGCUGUGGACUGCAGGACGACAACCUUGUCAAGGUGGAUGAGACGCGUGUGGUGCUGUCCAAACAACUCAUCAAGCAUGCGGAUGAGAUCCGGCGCAAGUCUCUGGUUCUCAAGUUCCCCAAGGAAGCCAUGGCCCUCAAGAAGCGACGGCGUGCAGGCACUGUGCUACACUGCGACUACCUGCGCAAACCAAACAAGUCAGCCAACCGUCGACGUACCGACCCAGUGGUUACCCUGUCCAUCCUCCUGGAGACCAUACUGAAUGAGAUGCGGGACCUGCCUGAUACGCAGCCGUUCUGGCAUCCUGUCAGUGCAAAGGUAGUGCCAGACUACCACAAGAUCAUCACUGUCCCGAUGGACCUGCAACGUAUACGGGAGAAGGUGCACGAGAAGCGCUACCAGAGUCGAGAAGAGUUCCUCGUUGAUGUCAAUCAGAUUGUGGAGAACAGCACGCUCUACAAUGGCCCCAAGAGUCCGUUGACACAGGCAGCGCAGAGCAUGUUAGAGCUGUGCAUCAAGCGCUUUGCCGAGAAAGAGGACAAGCUGAUGCGUUUGGAAAAAGCCAUCAACCCACUGCUGGAUGAUGAUGACCAGGUGGCCCUGUCCUACAUCCUGGAAGGCAUCGUAACUGACCACCUCAAGAGCAUUCCUGAGUCGUGGCCCUUUCACAAGCCUGUCAACAAGAAGUUUGUAAAGGACUACUACACGGUCAUCAAGAGCCCCAUGGAUCUGGACACCGUCAUCAAGAACAUCAAAGCACACAAGUACCACAGCCGGGAAGAAUUCUUCUCCGAUGUUGAACUGCUGUACCGAAACAGCAUGCAGUUCAACGGUGCUGACAGCCAGUUCACUCAGAAGGCUAAGGAAAUUGUCGACGCUUGUCGUGCUGCCCUUGACGAGCAUGACAGCCAGCUAAGCCAGCUUGAGCAAGCCAUCAAGGUGGCUCAGGAGGCCGCUUUGGAGGCAGCCGACACUGACUCGGUGGCCACAGGAAACUCCUACCCGGCUGAAGACAGUGUGUUGGCUGAAAGUGACAUCGUGCGAGAUGACCUGGAUCCGCAAGCAUAUACCAGCCUUUCCAGACUUUCGUCACGGAAGCACAGCGACAGUGCAGCACCAGAGGACUGUGAAUUUGUGGAUGUGGAAGGAGAUGAGGAGGGCGACACUUCGCUGCUUGAAGAAAGGUGUCCAUCAUCUACAGUUGGGCCAGACAAAAGUGUCUUGGACCAGGACCUGCAAAUCACCCCCGAAAAUAGCGAGCCUGAGGAAGAAGACAUGACUGGGGACUCCGAUGACGAGCAUCCGCAUGUUCUCAUGACAAGGGCCUCUAUGGUGCAGGAACCAGAGGUGAUGGAAGACACCGAGAUGAUAGACGAGAACUAUGACCCAUCUGAGUUCUUGCUUCAAGGCAAGUACCACUUCCAGCAAAUGGAACACGAUGCACCAGCUGCCAUGGAAGCGGAAGGCGAGGACAACCAAAUAGAUGGCAAUACCACUGUACGAAGCAUGGAGACUGGUGAACCAUCUGCAGCCCAGGACAAUGUCAUCAGCACGGACCUGGCCGUUUCAGAGUCUGAGGAGGAAGUAGAAGAUAGGGGGGAUCUAUUAAACCUCGAAGAUGCACCAGAAAAGGAUGAAGAGGACUUGUGGUUUUGAUCAUAUUGUACAUAAAAAUAAACACAUCAUGUUUUAUCUUUUCAUCAGAAAA
Rhipicephalus microplus (southern cattle tick) is the source of this 5944-nucleotide messenger RNA. It is a transcript of the gene Taf1, whose product is annotated as TATA-box binding protein associated factor 1. Lineage: Eukaryota; Metazoa; Arthropoda; Arachnida; Ixodida; Ixodidae. The record is from RefSeq and is a predicted model, not a curated record. Gene Ontology annotation, biological process: transcription by RNA polymerase II; RNA polymerase II preinitiation complex assembly. Gene Ontology annotation, molecular function: histone acetyltransferase activity; TBP-class protein binding; RNA polymerase II general transcription initiation factor activity. Gene Ontology annotation, cellular component: transcription factor TFIID complex.